Hyaloscypha bicolor E is the source of this 778-nucleotide messenger RNA. RefSeq lists its product as uncharacterized. Gene Ontology annotation, molecular function: oxidoreductase activity, acting on NAD(P)H. The record is from RefSeq and is a predicted model, not a curated record. The coding region runs from base 27 to 719 and encodes 230 amino acids. The transcript is spliced from 2 exons. NCBI's taxonomy places the organism in Eukaryota, Fungi, Ascomycota, Leotiomycetes, Helotiales, Hyaloscyphaceae.
AGGGUGCUUCAAUCCCUCUUGCUGCAAUGACAGCAGCAGUUGGCCUCUACAUGCGCAUGGGACUUCCAGAACCGUGGAAUGCUACAACUACUCCGACCCCUCUUAUUGUUUAUGGUGCUUCUGGUGCAGUGGGAGCGUACGCAAUAAAGCUCGCCAAGUUGUCCAACAUCCACCCAAUCAUUGCCGUUGCCGGACGAGGUGCAGCAUUUGUGGAAAGUCUUAUCGACAGAAAGAAAGGCGACACCAUUGUCGAUUACCGGAACGGAGAUUCAGCAGUUGUUACAGGCAUCCAAGAGGCAUUGAAGAAGGCCGGGACAAAAGAAGUCAAAUAUGCCUUCGACGCCGUUAGCGAGCACAACAGCUUCCAAAACAUCAGCCAGGUUCUCUCUAAACACGGCAGCAAGAUCACCUUAGUUCUUCCCGGAAAGGAUUUUAGCGCAAUUCCAAAUCACAUCGAAAAAUCUACCACCAUGGUUGGCUCUGUUCACAUGGAUCCAUCAGAAGGCAAAGCCGAGGCGGGAAUCAUCACAGGUGGCAAGGAAUUCGGCUAUGUGUUCUUCAGAAUGUUUUCUCGAGGCCUCCAACAAGGAUGGUUCUCAGGCCAUCCUCAUGAAGUCGUUCCUGGUGGACUUAAUGGCGUUGAGAAGGGACUUUCGAACCUGAAGGAAGGCGUAAACUCGGCCACCAAAUAUGUGUUCAAGAUUGAGGACACAAAGUGAACGGUAGCAUUAGAUAAAUGAAUAGUCUUCCGAAAGAUAUUAGUAAAACUUGACUGCCU